Clarias gariepinus (North African catfish) is the source of this 1599-nucleotide messenger RNA. It is a transcript of the gene pou4f1, whose product is annotated as POU class 4 homeobox 1. Gene Ontology annotation, molecular function: DNA-binding transcription factor activity, RNA polymerase II-specific; RNA polymerase II cis-regulatory region sequence-specific DNA binding. Bases 323 to 1492 code for a protein of 389 amino acids. Gene Ontology annotation, biological process: regulation of transcription by RNA polymerase II. The record is from RefSeq and is a predicted model, not a curated record. Lineage: Eukaryota; Metazoa; Chordata; Actinopteri; Siluriformes; Clariidae. The transcript has 2 exons.
ACUGCGCGGCAUCUCCUCCUCCUCUCUGCUCUCAGAUCUCCUAAACUUCACACCAGCGCGACCUGAGACUGCAACACACACACGCACGCACACACACACAUACACACACGCACACACUCAUACACGCAUGCACACACACAUAGACACGCACCGCAAAACCCUGGACCUGGAGCAGCAUCGUCCACUUUAUUUAUUGAUGUACUCUUAGGCUGCAUUAGUUUCUACUUUAAUUGUUAUUCUUUUUUGUUGCGUUAGUUCUCUUCCUGUGCUGUGCACUUUAUUUUUUUCGACGCUUUUGAAGAAAAAAAAAUACAGAAACAAGAUGAUGUCCAUGAACAGCAAACAGCCUCACUUCGCCAUGCACCCGAGUUUACCAGAACACAAGUACACUACUUUACACUCAAGCUCGGAGGCGAUCCGGAGAGCCUGCCUGCAAACUCCACAGCUACAGAGCAACAUCUUCGCCAGCCUGGAUGAGACCCUGCUGGCCCGCGCAGAGGCCCUGGCGGCCGUGGACAUGGCGGUGUCGCAGGGCAAAGCGCACCCGUUCAAGCCCGACGCCACGUACCACACGAUGAACAGCGUGCCGUGCUCGUCCACGUCCACGGUGCCCAUCGCGCCGCCGCAUCACCCGCAUCACCACCACCACCAUCACCACCAUCACCAGAACCUGGAGCCAGCGGACCUGAUGGAGCACAUCAGCUCACCCUCGCUCGCCCUGAUGAGCAGCGCGCAUGAGGCCGGCGGAGGCGCUGGAGGAGGCGGCGGCGGAGGUGGUGGUGGAGGCGGUGGAGGCGGCGGAGGCGCAGGACUCAUCUCCACAUCGGCGCAUCCGCACUCACACAUGCACGGCUUGAGCCAUCUGUCGCAUCAGGCAGCUAUGAACAUCAACUCCCCGCUCGGACACCACCACCACCCGCACCACCCACAUCCGGGGCUUUUACCCUCCCACCCCGGCAGCGCUCAGGGCGCCUCCGGUCUCGUUCCCAACGGACUUCCGUCUCUGCCCGACUCGGAUACGGACCCGCGCGAACUUGAGGCGUUCGCCGAGCGCUUUAAACAGCGGCGGAUCAAACUCGGGGUCACCCAGGCGGACGUGGGCAGCGCCCUGGCCAACCUGAAAAUCCCCGGCGUGGGCUCGCUCAGUCAGAGCACCAUAUGCAGGUUCGAGUCUCUAACGCUGUCACACAACAACAUGAUCGCGCUCAAGCCUAUUCUGCAGGCCUGGCUGGAGGAGGCCGAGGGCGCGCAGCGCGAGAAAACUAACAAACCCGAGCUGUUCAACGGCGCGGAGAAGAAGCGCAAGCGCACGUCCAUCGCCGCGCCCGAGAAGCGCUCUCUCGAGGCGUACUUCGCCGUUCAGCCGCGACCCUCCAGCGAGAAAAUCGCUGCGAUCGCCGAGAAACUGGACCUGAAAAAGAACGUGGUGCGCGUCUGGUUCUGUAACCAAAGACAAAAACAGAAACGGUUGAAAUUUUCAGCGGCGCACUGAUGAUGAUGAUGACGAGGAUGAUGAUGAUGACAUUGAUGUUGAUGGUGAUGAUGAGGAGAAGGACAAUUUUUGGACCAAGGGAUCUACACUGGUGUUUGUAGGUCUGC